Malaclemys terrapin pileata is the source of this 7626-nucleotide messenger RNA. RefSeq names its product protein NYNRIN-like. NCBI's taxonomy places the organism in Eukaryota, Metazoa, Chordata, Testudines, Emydidae. Gene Ontology annotation, biological process: DNA integration. Gene Ontology annotation, molecular function: nucleic acid binding; RNA-DNA hybrid ribonuclease activity. The transcript is spliced from 2 exons. Bases 2966 to 5335 code for a protein of 789 amino acids. The record is from RefSeq and is a predicted model, not a curated record.
GGCCAGCGAAUGGCCACAGGAUGGGAAUGAGGCAUGGGCCCCGCCCCAAUCUCCUGAGUCUAAUGCAGCUGCUCACCUUGUCCCCCAUCAGCUGCUGGGUUUCCCCCAGGAGGGAGUAGGUGACAGGGAGAGAGACACACACACAUUUGUCCUUUUGGUUGCAGGGCUUCUGUCCUUCCAAUCCCAUUGGUGGCUGCACAGUGGGCAGAGUCCUCGCUGCGUGCCCGGCCCAACAGAAUUGCAGGGCGUGGUGUGGAACACAGAAAGAGAUAGAGAGACUCAUCCUCCAGCCGGGUUCAAGACACCUGAAAGCUCCACAGCAGGGCAGCAUCCCCAGAGCGCAGCAGGGCGGGGUUAGGGGGAGCAGUCGGUAGCAGCACCUGCCCCUCGUACGCAGGAGUGAGAAGUGACAGCCUCUCUGCACAGAGCAGCAGCGUUCAGCCUGGGCCAGACGUGCUGCGGUGAUGGGUAAGAGUGGGCUCGGAGAGCCAGAGGGUCUGUGGGGCAGCACUGGGCCCUUCUGCUCCGCACGAGGGCCGGGUGGGCGUGUUCAGCUGGGAUUGGAACCCACCAUCACUUGUGGGUGUGAAUGUGGGGCUGGAACGCAAUGUGGGGCGCUCCCACCUUGCCCGGGGGCAACUGGGGGGAAGGGCAGAGAGACACCUGGGCUGAGACCCCAGCUCCAGGGAGACAGUCACCCCAGCCCAGCUGGGUCAAAUUGCCCAGCUGUGUGACAGCCCCCCCAUCCCCGAGGGGUUCCCCCCCCCAGUAUGUCACAGCAGGGUAAUGUGCGUACUGAACGGCAGGGGUUGCCAGUGUGGAAGCAGAGAAAAGAACUGACAGAAGGGAACUGCAAUGCAUGAUGGUUGUUAGCAAGAGUCAGGCUUCGUUAGCAAGAGACAGUCUUUGUUAGCAAGAGUCAAGCUAGCUGUGACCCUGAUAACCCUGAUAACGCGAGAUUUGUAGAAGCGAGGAUUGUGUGAGGAUUGUGUGAGACGGGUGAGAAAGAGCUGUGUAAGAAGUCAUUGUGACCUCAGUAUAGAUAAGGUGUAGAAGACCUUGUGUAGAUAAGGUAUAGAAACUAAUUGUAUGUAGGCAAGAGUCAAAACAAGUAAGGAAAUGAGAUAUCAAGAUGGCCUAUGUAUAAACAAAAUGCAGCUGUCCCUCAUUAUUUCUGUAAUGAAAGGUAUAAAUGCUUGCUGUAAUUAGUUACCAGGGAGAGACCUACUUGCUCUCUCCUCUGCACAUGUGAGAGUUAAUAAAGCGUCUGACUUGCUGCACCUAAACAAAAACAGUGAGAACUCAGUUUUUCUCCGACAAUUUGGGGGCUCGUCCGGGAUGGCAACGCCCACUGAGGCAACGGCAGCUGCUACGGAUCGUUCCCCUUCGAACCCCAUGGCGCCACAAUAGAGGUAAGAGACCUUUUGAAAUCUCUAUUGGGGUGUCGGAGGAGGACUGUCCGUGGGGCCGUCUGCCCCUGUUGGGCUCACGCCAUCCGAACUUAUUGACUGUGCAGCAAGGUCAGAUGCUGAGCGGCGUAACAGGGGAAUUGUUUGCCGCCCCCUGUAAGCAUAUGCUAGGUGCAUAGGGUUUGCACCUGUAUUGAGGAGUUGUUACUGCCUCAAGAGGGGUUUUUACCGCCUCAAGUGAUGCAUCAAGGUACUUGGGAAUAGUACCUGGAGGUACUCAGGAGUAGUACCUGGUAGAAGGCCUUGGUAUGUUGAGUGUGUGUGUGUGUGUGUACACAGUGUGAAUUGAGUGUUACCGGAAGACGCCCAGAGUACUCUGCAAAGUCUUUUGGCUCGUGACCAGAACUACUCUAACGCAAGCCCGGUAACUAGAGGAUCUUUUAGGAGAUCCGACCCAUGUAGGUUGACUCGGCCUGGCAUCGUCCGGCGAGGAGGCUACCUGGGUCUAGGAGUGUGUGCACCCAUCUUCCCUCCCCUUUUCCUCUCCGUGUGAGCCACUGACAGUCUGACCAUCUCACUGGAUGCAACAGAGUAAGCGGCGCUUUCUCUCUGAGAUUAGCCGACGCUCUUUGCUGAAGGGAGGUGUAGGGGGUCAUGGCUAUCCUCGUUAGUCACUCCUGUGUGAAUACCCUGUAGGGAGAGAUCCUUAGUUUAUGAGCCGCUAGCGCGGACAGGGCAUCCUUCCCCCUUUGAGUGUGUGAUUGGAAAAUGGGUGGGGGACAGUCUAAGUCUUCCCUCUCACCCCCUAAGGGUACCCCAGCUUAUUUCAUGUACGUACAUUAUGGCCCGAAAACCUGCAGGUAUUUAGAUAAUUGGAAUCUUUACACGCGUGCAAAUCCAUCUAAACAAUGUCCACUAGAAGGUACCUUUGAUUUAGACAAACUUAAAUACCUUAAAGAAACUCUGGCUUCACCAAAAGCCUCUGAUACACAGUGGGAGCAAUUUGUCUGUUGGUGGGAGGAAGCAACAAAGAGACUCCACGAGUCUCGAGUGCGGAGUCUAAAGGACUCCCAGGAAAAGUUAAAAGCCCAAGUGCAACAUUUACAGCUUAAAUGCAAGGCAUCCAGCUGUUUAACCCCUAGAGCGAUUCCUUCUGCUCCUAUGUAUCCUAAUCCUGUUCAAGCAAUUCCUUCUGCUCCCCUUUAUCCCCAAUUAGUUAGAUCUGACAGUGAGGAGGAAACUGCUGAGGAUAUUUUAGAUUUCUUCAGUAACAUUCAGCAGCAGCAGCAGCCCGUGCUGCCUCCUCCCCCUGCACAGCCUGGGUCUGCUAACGAAUCUCACCCGGCAGUGCCAGUUUCACCACCGCAUGUAUCAGCUGCACACAUUGUUCUCUCUUCCCCUGAGAGAGAAGCCUCCUCUUCACCACAAAGAGGUGAUUCUGAGCCUCCCAGUAGCUCCCCUGAUUCUAAUCCUUCUGAGGAAAGUACCCGUUAUCUUACUAGAAGUGUGGCACAUGCACUCCAGGUUCCUUUAAGAGGCCUGGAACUAUUUCUCAAAUGCGUACUGUUCUUGGCAUGACUGGGUACUGUAGACCAUGGAUUUUAGGCUAUGCAACAAUGAUUAAACCCUUACAGGAUCUGACUAAGUCAGGUACCCCUGAGCCUCUUCCUUGGUCUCCAGAGGCUGAACAAGCUUUUGUUGCUAUCAAGCAAAGUCUGUCCAGUGCACCAGCCCUGGGACUUCCUGAUUAUGCUAAACCAUUCACUCUUUUCUGUCAUGAGCGUAAUGGGUUUGCUUUGGCUGUAUUAACGCAAAGGCACGGAGACAAACACCGUCCCAUUGCUUAUUACAGUACUGCCCUAGACGCUGUGGCAGCUGGAUUUCCCCCUUGCCUGCGUGCUGUAGCUGCAGCAGCUCUUGCUGUUCAGGUAUCUGAAUCUAUUGUCUUAGGAUCUCCUUUGAUUGUUGCUGUUCCUCAUGCUGUGGCUGCUCUCUUGUUAAAAUCUAAGACACAGCAUCUAUCCACUUCUCGUCUUACAAAAUAUGAGCUUGUCUUGUUGUCUUCAUCUCAUAUUACUUUGGCUCGUUGCCCUGUUCUAAAUCCUGCCUCCUUGUUGCCUGGGCCCAAAGACGGAGACCCACAUGACUGUGUGUCUGUGACAUCGGUUCUCUCUCAUCCAAGAGAUGAUUUACUAGAUGUGCCUUUGCAAAAUCCUGAUCUUAUUUACUUUGUAGAUGGUUCGUGCUUGCGAGAUUCUAAGGGCAAAUUGGUUGCUGGUUAUGCUGUGUGUUCUGCACAUGCUGUUAUUGAAAGUGCUUUCCUUCCUUCUGUGUUUUCUGCUCAAGUGGCCGAACUUGUGGCUUUAACUCGAGCCUGCAUUCUCGCUCAGGAUCAAGCAGUUACAAUCUAUACAGACUCUCGUUAUGCUUUUGGAGUGGUACAUGAUUAUGGGUUGCUCUGGAAGUAUAGAGGUUUUCUUACAUCCACUGGUUCUCCUAUUAAGAACAGUCUGUAUGUCUCUGCUCUUUUAGAUGCUCUUUUAGUGCCCAAAGCUAUAGCUGUCGUGAAAUGUACAGCUCACCAGACCCCUCGUGAUGAAGUUACCCGUGGAAAUGCUUUGGCAGACUCUGCAGCCAAAGCAGCGGCCCUUUCUGCACCUCAGGCUGAAUAUACUUGUGCUUUGAUUGAACAGCCUCCACUAGCCUCCCUUGAGGAUCUGGCCAAGAUCCAGGAAGCUGCACCGGCAGCUGAGAAACGUUUUUGGAGUGCUAAUGGCUGUAUUCUACACCCUGAUCAUCUUUGGCAUGCCCCAGCUGGUCGCCUGGUUGCACCGAAGAUGCUAAUGCCCUAUCUUGCUCGUGUAUACCACGGAAUGGCUCACGUGAGCAAAGGGGGGAUGGUUGCUGCGGUUAACCGAGAUUGGUGUGCGUUCGGGUUCCCAGUCAUUGCACAUCACUACUGUCAACAAUGUGUGAUUUGUCAGCAGCAUAACAUUGGUAAAGCUGUUAAAGUUAGGCAGGCAGCUCACCCUCCCCCUUGGGGACCUUUUGUAAAUAUUCAGAUUGAUUUUAUUCAACUGUCUAAAUGUUGUGGCUAUGAAUAUGUAUUGGUUUUGGUGGAUGUAUUUUCAAAUUGGGUUGAAGCUUUUCCCUGCAGGAAAGCAGAUGCCAGGACUGUUGUGAAACUUCUGCUUAAAGAUUUUGUACCACGAUUUGGCAUCCCUGUGAGUAUCAACAGUGACCGUGGAACUCAUUUUACCGGACAGAUUGUAAAGGAGUUAUGUGCAGCUUUGCAGACUCAACACAACCUUCACUGUCCCCACCAUCCGCAGUCUGCUGGGACAGUGGAACGCCAGAAUGGAAUUCUGAAAAAUAAACUGGCCAAGAUUUGUGCUGAAACAAACUUGAAGUGGCCAGAUGCCCUUCCUCUGGCACUAAUGAGUAUGAGGGCCACUCCCAAUCGAAAGACUGGACUCAGCCCUCAUGAGAUUCUGACAGGGCGCCCGAUGAGACUACCAACUGCGCCCCCACUGACCCUAGCUCAGAUGGACAUUCAUUUAAUGGAUGACACAAUGCUUAAGUAUUGUCAGGCACUAAUGAAAUGUGUUAAGUCUUUCUAUACACAGGUGAAAGAAGCACUACCCAAGGAUCCUGUGCAGCCCUGCCACUCGCUGGAACCAGGAGACUGGGUCUACAUAAAGGUCCAUCAGCGAAAGACUGCCUUGGCUCCACGCUGGAAAGGCCCUUUCCAAGUCCUGUUAACCACUAACACUGCUGUGAAGUGCCAAGGACUGCCCACCUGGACCCAUGCUUCGCACUGCAAAAAGCCCCCUCCGCCUGGAGAGGAUUCUCCAGCUGCUGAUCAGCCUAUUUCUCCUGCUAACUCUGCUGUGCCUCCUGGACAGCAGGGAAAGAGGACAAGGUGAAGUGCUAGUAACCUCUCCCUUGUCCACUGACAGAUCUACUGUGCCUUUGAAUUCUUUUACAGGAACCACACCAGUACAGGGUGAAGUGCUAGUAACCUCUCCCCUGCACUGUGGUGAAUCACAACUGUUUUUGAAGAAGAAAAGAAGAAACACUCGCUCUGCUGAAACCACCAAAGUCCAGAACUUUCUAACUACAAAAGACAUUAAGAACUGGCCCUGGUGGAAGAAACGAAGUAUUGUUUAUUGGCAAGGAGGGAACUGUGGGGAACGUUCCUGGGAAUGUGGGGUCCAGUGGUGGGGUGGAUUCUUUCCAGGAUCAGGGCUUUGUGCUUAUGGACAGGUACCUUCAGGAUGCACUGCCCUCCCUAAUUGGCUUUCAGAUGAUAAAUAUCAAAAACACCUUGCCACUACAAAGACUACACCUACCACUAGUCCCUUGACCCUUGCCACCACCACUGUAACUUAUCCAGAUACAAACAGUACUACACAUUCCAAUGAUGAGAAAUUGGGCCAACUAGAGAAGGCCAUAGGCCUUGUUUCUGGAGCACAACUAACCCAGGUACAGGCUGGAGUUGGUGAGUUACAUGUUAUCUCUGCCCUUAGUUCUAUGACCCAGAAGUUACUGACAGAGAUGGUAUUGAAUAUCACUGAGGCUGGGAAGGCAUUGCAGUGGGAUCUAGCAUGCUCAGAGAUUCAGGAUUUCUUGAAUGACCAGCUAAUGGCCAUUCGGAAUGAUCUAGAGCACCAGGCUUGGCCCACUGCCCUUACAGACACGUCAGGAGUGCCAUCUGACCUGUGGCCAUGGAGACAUACUUGGAAACUUUCUGGGUGGAAGUGUGGAUGUUCUCAGUGCUCCUUCCAAGCAUAUGGACCGGUACAGGGGGUGUGGGCUCCCACAUACCGUAUCCUGCCAGGUCCAUGGGGAGGAUGCAUAUGGGAUUGGGUAAUUCAUCGAGACAUCUGGGAAAUCAGACCACCUGGUAUGCCCAAUCGAUUUUUAGUUAGUGCUCCUAGGAUUACACCUGACAUUUGGAUGGGGUUAGGUAACCUGUGGACAUUCUGGCCAUUAGAACCCCCGCAGCUUCAGUGUACACGUAAACUGAAGCCAGGAGAAGUUGUCACUGUCUAUGACUAUGUUUGCUGGGAGGGUAGGGGACAAGGAACUACCCUGACAGGACACUUACUCUUCCAAGCUAAUGAUAGCUGUGUGUAUGUUAAUGACACCAUAUCACAAGACAUACAUUUUAAUCUCACUACCACUGCAGGCAAUCAUAUCAUUUACUGGCCUGCAGAUAGAGUUUUUCAAGUAGCCCUUAGGUUCCAGAUACCCUUUAAUUGGACUAGCUUACUAUCUGAUAGAUUUCAAAAUUUGCUUUCAUUGUUACCUGAGAUUCAGAAAAUCUCUGAGGUACAAGGGCAAAUUCACAUGCUUCAAAAUGUAUAUCAAGUAGAAAAGUAUGCCUUUCACACUGCUUAUAGAGUAUCUACCUUAUGUACUAAAUAUGAUGUAUUGUGCUUUAUGACAAAGGCUGUACAACAACCCCAUUAUAGUAUUGCUAGGGGAAUGUUAUUGCUUGUAUUGUUAUUAGUUAGUUUAGGAUUAUGUUAUUGUUGUUGUAAAAGACGUAAUAAUAGUAAUAUCUUUCAUGUUCAUGCUAAUCAUGCAUUAUCAUUGCAUCCAAUCAAAACCCCUAAGGUUGAAGCAUCUAAUUUAGAAUCUGAAGUCCAGGACUUGAUGCAAAUAGAGAUUUGAGAAUGUUUGUUGUACUAGAAGUACAAAAGGGGGGGUUGUGGAAGCAGAGAAAAGAACUGACAGAAGGGAACUGCAAUGCAUGAUGGUUGUUAGCAAGAGUAAGGCUUCGUUAGCAAGAGACAGUCUUUGUUAGCAAGAGUCAAGCUAGCUGUGACCCUGAUAACCCUGAUAACGCGAGAUUUGUAGAAGCGAGGAUUGUGUGAGGAUUGUGUGAGGAUUGUGUGAGACGGGUGAGAAAGAGCUGUGUAAGAAGUCAUUGUGACCUCAGUAUAGAUAAGGUGUAGAAGACCUUGUGUAGAUAAGGUAUAGAAACUAAUUGUAUGUAGGCAAGAGUCAAAACAAGUAAGGAAAUGAGAUAUCAAGAUGGCCUAUGUAUAAACAAAAUGCAGCUGUCCCUCAUUAUUUCUGUAAUGAAAGGUAUAAAUGCUUGCUGUAAUUAGUUACCAGGGAGAGACCUACUUGCUCUCUCCUCUGCACAUGUGAGAGUUAAUAAAGCGUCUGACUUGCUGCACCUAAACAAAAACAGUGAGAACUCAGU